GCCCCAUUAGCAGAGAUCUUAGAAUAAUUGUAAUUUUUUACUGCUGUUUACGUUUACCAACCAACUAGAACCAGCCCUGCCCGAGAGAACGUAUAACGUUGAUUUACGUUCUCUACUGCCUAUGAAAGAAAAUCUGUGCAAUAAAAUCACGUGCAAAGAAAAUGGAAGUGAGCAAAUUUAAUCAUUCUAUUAAAGUACCUACGCAAUAUAAGCGAGUGGCUGCAGUUUUGAAAGCAGCUUUAGAACGAAAAAAAUCAUUAAAAUCGUUAAUUUUUGAAGAGAAACAUGCGCGAAUGCGAGGAAUGCAAGCAGUGUUGAAACAGUAUAUUGACAAUCGAGGUGCCAUUGACAACGCAAUCGCUCGAACAAAAAUUUUGGAGGAUAAUCCACCUUUGUGCUCUGCACUUUGCAGGAUUCUUGUGACCGAACUUAUUUUUGGGCGCAAAAAACUAACUGGAGAAAGUAAGCCCGUUCUUACGGUUCUCAAUUACCACGAACAAUUUUUAGAACUAUUGAGUAAAGCAGUCUGUGACAGCAAAGAAACUAAAGUUUCAAAACCUCGAUAUGUACGUGUUAAUACUAAUUUACUUAGUUUGGCUGAUGUUUUCCAAAUGUUGGAGGCAGAAAAGUGGCGCAAGAAAGAAAUGGUUCAUUCAGGAUCUUAUAACGAUUUCUUAGACUCUGUAACCAAGCUUGAAGAGGAUGAAUAUCUGGUUGACAUGCAUCUAGAUGACCUUUUAAUAUUUCAUUCCAAACAGAGGCAUUACUGGGCAUGCCAUCCAUAUGUUAAAGAAAAAAAGCUCAUGCUUCAAGACAAAGGGACCUGCUUGGUAGCAGACCUACUCCAUCCAUUGCCCGGUGCGUUUGUACUUGACAUGUGUGCAGCCCCAGGGAUGAAAACGAUACAAAUAUGCAAUGUAAUGCAAAAUAAAGGUACUAUUUAUGCUGUGGAGCAGAAUGCAGAACGCUACUUCUUGUUACGUAAAAUGACUGAAUCAGCUGGAUGUGAAAUAAUCAAAUCUAUAAACGCAGAUGCUCUAACAAUAGAUAGCAACCGUUGUCCCACUGUGGAAUACAUACUUGUUGAUCCGUCUUGCUCUGGAUCUGGAAUGCAAAACAGGAUGUCGUUAGAGCCAGAUGAAAAAGACCCUGACCGUCUUAGGCGUCUUGCCGGAUUACAAAUAAAAAUGCUUUCCCAUGCUUUAAACUCAUUUCCCAAUGUGAAACGGGUAGUUUACUCUACGUGCUCCCUUUUUGAAGAAGAAAACGAACAGGUGGUUCAACGUUGUUUAAGUUUAAAUCCUCAAUUUAAAUUACUUAAUUGCAAGAAAGCUUUGCGUAAUAAAUGGAAUAAUGUUGGUAAUGUCAAUUACAAGAAUGUGGGUAAAUAUUGUCUUUACACUCGCCCAGACCAGGAUCAUGCUGAUGGAAUAUUUAUAGCGUUAUUUGAAAAGCGGCGCCGAAGUGAAGAAUCUGACUGAUAUAAACACUUAUGUUUAUUUGAAAUAAUAAUAAAUUUUUUUAUAUUAAUAUGUUUAUAUUCUUGGAUUACACAAAAGUGGGAACAACUGCAUAAUACAAACCGUUAAGGUAAAAUAAAAUGAAGUAGUUUCCUAAUUGUAAUGAAUUUGAUGUUUUCUUAUGAGCCUUUAUUUCAUGUCAGAAAAUACACUAGGAUGGGUUGGCAUUCUCUGCCGUUUACACGUUAACAUAGUCCAGCGAAUUAAGAGUUAAUUUGAUUAAAUCGCGCCAGCGGUGCCUACGCCAUAGCAAUAAGCGAUGCUUAGAACCAAUGUGGAAAUUUAUAUGCAAAAAUCUCUGCAUUGGUUUCAAAAUGUUCCAUUGUGACCAAUAAGUUGGAACUAUCUUAGUAGCCGAGAAUAGGCCCAUCCCAUUACACCAGGAGGGAGAAACCCGAUUACAAAAACCUUAUUACAGCAAAAUAUCUUCGAUCGCCUUUAAAAAAAAAGUUAGAUAUAAUUGCGAAGGUCUGAUACAUAGAAUACAUAUAAAUUUUAGAAAGAU
Molecule: messenger RNA, 2025 nt
Organism: Ceratitis capitata (Mediterranean fruit fly)
Lineage: Eukaryota; Metazoa; Arthropoda; Insecta; Diptera; Tephritidae
Gene: Nsun5
Product: probable 28S rRNA (cytosine-C(5))-methyltransferase
Exons: 6
Coding region: 162-1481 (439 amino acids)
Biological process (GO): rRNA base methylation
Cellular component (GO): nucleolus
Molecular function (GO): methyltransferase activity
Source: RefSeq, a predicted model, not a curated record